GAUUCGUGCUGCGCGGGUGACAGGCGCAGUUCCUCUUCUUGUUUGAUAGCGUUCCGCACUCAACACACGGACACUUUUGAUUAAUUUAACUGUACGCUGUGCAGCUUUUGCAACAUAUACGAAGACGUUGUAAAGAGUUAAAGCCUAUUUGCUAUCCAGAAGACUCUGCUCUAGGGUAACCUGUGUUGUUGGCCAGAGGAUCUCUCCCCGUGAGGAGGAGUCUGCUGCUGUUGCUGGGUUGGUGACCAUGUCAGCCUCCGCUCUCAUCCACCUGGCCCGGUCGGGGGGGACUCAGGCCAUGCGACAGAGGGGUUUCCUCCAGACAGCCCUAGUGAGUGUCCUACCCCUGCAGGAUGACCUCCCCCUCCAACGGCCUCUCCACCUGGGCCUGCUGCGGGCCAGCAACACGCGCUUCGACCCGGACAGCAGCGGCAAGCCCACCACCUGGGACUCGUUCGGCAUCUGGGACAACCGCAUAGAUGAGCCCAUCAACCUGUCGCCCUCCAUCAAGUACGGCAAGCCCAUCCCCAAGGUCAGCCUGUCCAAGGUGGGCUGCGCCUCGCUCAUCGGCCACCGGCGGGAGAACGAGGACCGCUUCCAGGUCUCCCAGAUGACAGACAAUAUCCUCUACUUUGCCGUGUUCGACGGCCACGGAGGGCCUGAGGCAGCAGACUUCUGCGACAAGUACAUGGAGAAGUACAUUAAGGAUCUUGUAGCAGAGGAGGACAAUCUGGAAGUUGUUCUUACUAAAGCAUUCCUUGAACUGGACAAAGCCUUGGCAAGACACCUCCACUUCUUCCCUCAUGUGGUGAGCGCUGGCUCCACGGCCACGGUGGCCCUGCUGAGGGACGGUAUAGAGCUGGUGGUGGGCAGCGUGGGGGACAGCCGCGCCAUGCUCUGCCGCAAGGCCAAGGCCCUCAAACUCACCUCGGACCACACCCCCGAGAGGAAGGACGAGAAGGAGAGAAUAAAGAAGAGCGGUGGCUGGGUGACCUGGAACAGUCUGGGGCAGCCCCAUGUCAACGGCAGGUUAGCCAUGACACGCGCCAUCGGGGACUUUGACCUCAAGAGCACCGGGGUGAUCGCUGAGCCAGAGACCAAGAGAAUAUCACUGCAUCACGUCCACGACUCAUUCCUGGCGCUGACCACAGAUGGCAUAAACUUCAUCAUGAACAGCCAGGAGAUCUGUGAUGUCAUCAACCAGUGCCACGACCCCAAAGAGGCCGCCCAGAGGAUCUCAGAGCAGGCGCUUCAGUAUGGCUCAGAGGACAACAGCACCAUUAUCGUGGUUCCCUUCGGAGCCUGGGGGAAACAGAAGAACUCAGAGACCAGCUACUCCUUCAGCCGCAGCUUCGUGUCCAGCGGCCGCUGGGCCUAAACAGGUGGACCCGGGUAGUCAUUAGUACGAAGUUACACCUAGACACUAAUCUAGUGUCAGUUUAUGUUUCCCACCCCUACUGGUGAAGGUUAGGGCUGGGGGAGCGUAAUCUGAUCUGAGCUCUGUGGUUAUGGAUAACUUAUCAAAGCAGACUUAAAGGGAAGGGGAAUGGGGAGGGAGAUUCCUGUGGACCUUAUCGAUGUGCAAUAGUCUCCACACAACGCGGCCAGUUCAAGACAUGCAGGGGAAAAGCACAGCUAACCAAGAACCGAUGCCUUAGGAACAAUGACAUGCCAUUUUACAGAUACUAAUCCCGUAGUUUUGAGCCUGUUCUACAGAAAGGCUUUUGACUCAUUAUGUGCACUUAACAAGGAACACGUCCUUUUCACUUCCUCUAAAAUCGCUGCCUAUUCCCUAUGUAGUGCACUACUUUUGACCGCCAAACGUAGUGCCCUACAUAGGGAAUUAGGUGCCAUUUUGGACGCAAACAAGGUUGCAGUAGAAAGCCAUCGACUUGGUGGGAGCUUGAAGCUUAAGAACUUACCUUAUUCUUCAUUGUGUGUAAGUGAGUUUGCAUUGUGCCAAGUAAGGCAAACCAGACGUUAAUUAGCUUUGUGAACUUGGGGGAAAGUGCUUCUUACUUGCAUGUCAUGGAGAAUGUUUUGGUAGGAAGUUAUUCUGAGAAAUCAACAACGCACUUUUUUUUAUUUCCAGAUGAUGUUGAACUAAUUUGUUUCAAUGCGUCUAGUUCAUCCGCUGUACUUGUUAGUGGAUAUCACUGUGCUGUGGUGCUGCUUUAUUUAGUUCUGAACAACAGUUUUAGUCUGUCGUCUCUUCGCGUGAAGCACUUGUCAGUAUUGAGUUCAGGACAAACUUCUCAGAAUGGGGAUUUUGGGUACAGUAAGGCGCUGCUUAUAGUACAGGGUUAUCAUUGACCAAUAUGUACAAAUUCAUAUCCGUCUAAUAGGAAAACACUCACACGCACUGCAGUCAAGACGUGUUAAAGGACCACUAUUUGAUUCUCUGCGUUUCUAUAAUUUCAGCAUGGUAGAAGGAAAAGCUGUGUGUAGAUACUGUAAUACACAGAGAAAGAGAGCCAGCCAAAUGAUGGCAAAAGCCCAAAGUCUUGUAAUAGAUGGGCACAUGCAGUAUGGAAUGUAAUGUGUUAGUUCUCCCUGUUCUACAAUCAUAUUGGGCCCUCGGGAGCCACAGAAUGCAUUGAUGCCCCAGUUGCACAAGCCUUAAAGAUGCAGUCCUAGAUCUUAAGCACUUAGAAAUUCGUAACAUAUUGUACGAUGACUUUGUUCACAAUUGUGUACAAUCUUCAGUGACCCGUUUUGGCUCGUGAUCACUUCUUUCAAAACUACUGGGUGAGAUUAUGCAAAGGCUUUGGAGCAUCACUUUGAGGUAAAGCUAUAGAGAAUAUCUAUUGAGCUGUGUUCUAAUGGUACUUAGUAGUUUAGUGUAAACACAGUUCAUGGUCGUUUGGCUCGAAAACGACUUCAACCCAUAGCAUUCCAAAAGAUGAUCUUUAUUGACAACAAACAGGUCGAACAACUUACCCCGGGAGAGCCUUUGUUUAUUUUGGUGAUAGGGACUUGGAACAACAGGAAAAAAGUGUAAAAUGGUGUAUAUCUGAUAAACAUACAGUCAUUUAAGAUGUUCUCAACUUGGGUACAGAAGUCAUUUGUAUUUUGUGAGUUUUGUACAUAGUUAUAUUUAUGUAUAUGUUUUGAUUGCAGGAAAACCGUCAGUGUACUAUUGUUAAGUGUUACAGUUCAAAUAUAUUACAUUUUUUAGGAAAGAAAUCUAAAAUUGCUCACUUACUAUUUUAUAGUUUGUCCCUUGUCCUAUAGUUGUUGAAAUGAAUUGGCUAAAAUAUCACUUGUAUUGCACUUGUAAUCAAAUAUACUUUUUCAUAGGGAACCUUUAUAUGCAACAAUGAACGAAGGAGACAGCUAACCAACAAAUAUGUGAAAUGUGAAUGUCUGUAUUAAAAUGCCGUCAGUGACUCAAAUGCAAGGAUUUGUAGAACAACUUGAUGUAAAAAUAGAGCACAAACAGGGAUCCAAGCUAACCACAACUUGACUGUAAUUUGCAUGGAUAUCUCACUUAUUGUGCUUCCAGGUUGUUAUAAAUAAUGUAACCCUGCGUUGAUGUGCAUUAAAGCCACAGUUGAAUUUUUUUGCUGUCUAUCCAAGUCAGGAAUACUUAUGUCCAUGUAACAGCUAUACUGUUAAAUAUUACCGUUAUAAUGUGAUCAUCUACAAUCCAUGAAUGUACCUAUCCACCAUUUUAGGUUUCCCUCGUAGACCGUUUGUUUAUGUUUGUCCGUUCUCUCACGAUGUGAACAUUUAUUUAUCCUCCGUUUGUAAUGAGUAUUAGUUUCCUCUGAGUUCUCAUAACUAAAAUCUUGCAUACUAAGUAUCUCACCAGCCUUCCUACAUGUUUGUUGGUUUUAUUAUGUCUGUAUUUUACUUCAGAUUGUUCAUGUUGUAUACUGUAGUGCAGGGAUCAUCAACCAGAUUCAGCUGGGGGCUGAUUGUUAUCGUGAGCGUAUUGGUGGGGGGGGACAUAAUUACAAAUAAUUCGUAGUCUGCAAAUUGACCGCAAGAAUAUGUUGGGGGAAUAUGGGGGGGGGGGGUGGAAUAUAAUUACAAAUAAUUCGACAUCUGCAAAUUGACCGCAAGAAUAUGUUUGACUAAAACAUGAUUGCAAACCUUCCUUAAAUUAAAAUCACUUGGAGCUGUUUUCAUGGUGUUUGUACAGUCUAUGUUCAACAAUGACAAUAACCCUGCUGUAGUGUAUGAAACCAUAUUCAGCUGAACCUCUGUGUGCCUAUUCCUAUCAACUCUUCUGACUGUCUAGCUCUAGUACAUGUUGUACUGUCAACACUGACUUAAUGGACUGUCACUCCUAUUCUCGCAUGCCGUUGAUGUCCAUGUGGUCGACCGUUGAAUAUUUAUCCAAAUAAAUAAUUAAAACGUUUUUUUUUAAAUCUUCA
This is a messenger RNA of Oncorhynchus nerka (sockeye salmon), 4382 nucleotides long. RefSeq names its product protein phosphatase, Mg2+/Mn2+ dependent 1Kb (gene ppm1kb). The transcript has 7 exons. Lineage: Eukaryota; Metazoa; Chordata; Actinopteri; Salmoniformes; Salmonidae. Gene Ontology annotation, molecular function: protein serine/threonine phosphatase activity; cation binding. Gene Ontology annotation, cellular component: mitochondrion; nucleus; cytosol. The record is from RefSeq and is a predicted model, not a curated record. Gene Ontology annotation, biological process: peptidyl-threonine dephosphorylation. Bases 248 to 1378 code for a protein of 376 amino acids.